Molecule: messenger RNA, 4319 nt
Organism: Oncorhynchus mykiss (rainbow trout)
Lineage: Eukaryota; Metazoa; Chordata; Actinopteri; Salmoniformes; Salmonidae
Source: RefSeq, a predicted model, not a curated record
AUGAAUGUGCAGAAGAAUGUGAGACUGACACUAGCCACUGCUUGUCGUCUGCAGGGUGGAUCUGAUGAGAGUCUGACAGCAGAGGAGCAGAUGUACAUUCUGUAUGACAUUAAACUCCAAUGCCACCAGAACCUCUCCACCCGCGACCCUGCAGAUGACCUUUGCCCCCCUGGUUGGGACGGCCUGGUUUGCUGGCCUCAGGGUUACCCAGGAGCUGUCACCAAGGUCCCCUGCCCCAGCUAUGUCUACGACUUCAACCACAAAGGUCAUACCUACAGGAAGUGUGACAUCAAUGGGUCGUGGGUGUUUGUGGAGAGCCUGAACAGGACGUGGCCUAACUACUCAGAGUGUCUGGGCCCUGGGUUUAUGAAGCCAAGCAACGAGAGAGGGAAACAGAACUUCUUUGAGCGGCUGUAUGUCAUGUACACUGUGGGCUAUGCUGUGUCCUUCAGCUCUCUACUAGUGGCUAUCUUCAUCAUUGGAUACUUCAGGCGUCUCCACUGUACCAGGAAUUAUAUCCACAUCCACCUGUUUGUCUCCUUCAUGCUCCGAGCCAUCAGCAUCUUCGUCAAGGACCGGGUGGUGUACGCCAGCGCCGGCCUGCAGGAGUUUGAUGCGGUGCUCAUGGACAACUUCAAGACUGUGGCCAUGGCGCCACUGGACAACUCUCAAUAUAUUGGUUGUAAAGUGACAGUGCUGCUGUUCAUCUAUUUCUUGGCGACUAACUACUACUGGAUCCUAGUGGAGGGCCUGUACCUCCAUAGUCUCAUCUUCAUGGCCUUCCUCUCUGACACAAAGUACCUGUGGGGUUUCACCCUCAUUGGAUGGGGUGUUCCAGCUCUGUUCGUGGCAACAUGGGCAGUUGUCCGGGCAACACUAGCAGAUGGAAGGUGCUGGGAGUUAAGUGCUGGGAACAUUAAGUGGAUAUACCAGGUUCCCAUUCUGACAGCCAUCGGACUCAACUUUAUCCUUUUUGUGAACAUUGUGCGAGUGCUGGCGACAAAGAUCAGGGAGACCAAUGCAGGGAGAUACGACACAAGAAAACAGUACAGGAAGCUAGCUAAGUCCACCCUAGUGCUGGUGCUGGUGUUUGGGGUCCACUACAUUGUGUUUGUGGGGAUGCCUCACACCUUCCAGGGCCUCAGCUGGGAGGUCAGGAUGUACUUCGAGCUCUUCUUCAACUCCUUCCAGGGGUUCUUUGUAUCCAUCAUCUACUGCUACUGCAAUGGAGAGGUCCAGGCAGAGAUCAAAAAGACGUGGACUCGUUGGAACCUGGCGUUUGACUGGAAAGGUCCGGUGGUGUGUGGCAGGUACCGCUACGGCUCGGUGCUCACAGUGCUCAACAACAGCACCAUCAGCCAGUCCCAGCUGGCCGGGAUUGGCCCUGCCACCCGAUCCACCACCCUCUUCUCCAGCCAGGUCUACCGGAGCAACGGACCCCCUACACUCAGCACCCAUGCCACCCUGCCUGGCUACGUCAUUAGUAACUCAGACCCAGACAGCCUCCACCCCUCCAUCCCUGAGGAACCAGAGGAGGACAGUGCCAAGCAGGUGGAUGACAUCUCUCUGAAGGAGACGCUGCCUGUACUUAACAGUAGCAUGACCGCAGAUGAUGAUGAGGAGACGCUGUAGACAAGGGGAGAUACGGGAGGAUUUCCUGAAUAUUUAUAAUAUAUAUCUUGGCUGGGAAAAACACCAGGCCUUUGGAACAGGGACCAAAGACUCCUGGCCCUAGACUUGGAACCGCAUGUACAUUCAUAGAGAUACAAAUGUAUUAGUGCUGUGCAGGUUGACUCAUAACCCGCAGUCCCCGCGGUUAUAUCCGCAAGGCGGGUGGGUUUAGGGUCCUUAAUUAUUGUGUGGAUGAAGGGUCGGAUUGAAUGGGUUAGCGUAUAACGCGAGCGUCUACAUACAGAGUAAUAUGAAAUGCUCUGAGACCAGUUUGUGAGAGAAUGCAAAUAUUCAGUUAGAUACCAUCUGUAGAGGUGCUAAAUUUAUCAGCGUCCUAAAAGCUGAUAGUAUUUUAACCACAUAAAAAAUGCAUCCAAGCCGAACUGAAAUCUUAUCAGAAACAUGUUGGGUCAUUUUCAUAGCUUUCUAUUUCCUUACAACUGGUCAAACUGAUGUCAUUGGAAAAUGUUGCACAGAAAUCUUUCCAGCUUUUUUUUUGUUUAUUGUGUUUUCUCCCCGCUCUCUAAAUGUCUGCUCUGACGCUGAGAACUUUACCGAUGUCAACUAGAUUGAAGCAUUAAUUUUUAUCGAUUUAUGACAUUAUUUUGGUGAGCAAGGGUUUAUUUAGUAUUCAAGGGUAACAUAUUAAUGACGAGAGAAGUUGCAUGUAUCGAACUAUGGACAAGUUGGCUAACAAAUAGCCUACCAAAAUGUCAGAAAAUAUAAGCAGAAACAUAUCUAAAUCAGGGGGGAAAAAACCUUAACCCCCUGUCCCCAAAAAAUUCUACCAUCUCUGACUGUAGCCUACAGCACAUUUAUAUAUUAGCAGGUUUGGGUCGGGUGUGGGCCUCAGAUUUUCAUUUUAUCACAUAUUGAGUGUUGAGUGGUUGUGGAUGGGUUAUUAACAAUUGUGUGCCGAACAAACAGCUGACUAUCACAUACUGUACAGGUAUAAAAACAUACAUUAGGCCUACAGUAUAUAGAUACAUACAGUAGACCUAUAUGGAUACAUACAGUAGGCCUACAGUAUAUAGAGACAUACAGUAGGACUAUAUGGAUACAUACAGUAGGCCUUUAUGGAUACAUACUGUACAGUAUACCUAUAUGGAUGUAUACAGUAGGCCUUUAUGGAUAUAUACAGUAGGCUUAUAUGGACAUAUACUGUACAGUAGGCCUAUAUGGAUACAUACAGUAGGCCUUUAUGGAUACAUACUGUACAGUAGACCUAUAUGGAUGCAUACAGUAGGCCUUUAUGGAUACAUACUGUACAGUAGACCUAUAUGGAUGCAUACAGUAGGCCUUUAUGGACAUAAACAAUAGACCUAUAUGGACACAUACUGUACAGUAGGCCUGUAUGGAUACAUACUGUUCAGUAGGCCUAUAUGGAAACAUACAGUAGGCCUAUAUGGAUGCAUACAGUAGGCCUUUAUGGAUACAUAAAAUAGGCCUAUAUAUAUACAUACAGUAGGCCUUUAUGGAUACAUACAGUAUGCCUAUAUAGAUACAUACAGUGCGCCUAUAUGGAUACAUACAGUAUGCCUAUAUGGAUACAUACAGUAUGCCUAUAUAGAUACAUACAGUAUGCCUAUAUAGAUACAUACAGUAGGCCUAUAUAGAUACAUACAGUAUGCCUAUAUGGAUACAUACAGUAUGCCUAUAUAGAUACAUACAGUAUGCCUAUAUGGAUACAUACAGUAUGCCUAUAUAGAUACAUACAGUAUGCCUAUAUAGAUACAUACAGUAGGCCUAUAUGGAUACAUACAGUAUGCCUAUAUAGAUACAUACAGUAUGCCUAUAUGGAUACAUACAGUGUGCCUAUAUAGAUACAUACAGUAUGCCUAUAUGGAUACAUACAGUGCGCCUAUAUGGAUACAUACAGUGCGCCUAUAUGGAUACAUACAGUAUGCCUAUAUGGAUACAUACAGUGCGCCUAUAUGGAUACAUACAGUAGGCCUCUAUGGAUACAUACAGUAGGCCUCUAUGUAUACAUACAGUAGGCCUCUAUAGAUACAUACAGUAGGCCUAUAUGGAUACAUACAGUAUGCCUAUAUGGAUACAUACAGUAUGCCUAUAUGGAUACAUACAGUGCGCCUAUAUGGAUACAUACAGUAGGCCUCUAUGGAUACAUACAGUAGGCCUCUAUGUAUACAUACAGUAGGCCUCUAUAGAUACAUACAGUAUGCCUAUAUGGAUACAUACAGUAUGCCUAUAUAGAUACAUACAUGCAAAAAAUACAAAUGUUCAUUGCUUUAUCCAUGUGAUUUUGGGCCAAGGAUCCAUGUUUUCUGCCAAACACUCCCCAGUUGUUGACAAUCAGACAUUCCAUCCUUUAGGGGAGGUGAGGGCUAAAGUCAGUACUAAGGGCUAGAGGAACUGACUGCAUCAUGUGUCUGUUUGUGCAAAGCAUGAUUUUUUAAAAUCCAAAAUUACAUUUGACUGACUAACAGAUGUUUGGAUGCCAACAGUAUUUUGUUUCCCCCCUUGUCAAGCUGAGUUCUAUCCAGUCUAGAAAAAUACCUUUAAAAAAAGCACAUUUCUCUCAGAGUCUGGCUUGUUGUUGGCUUACGUGAUUACAGUCAUGUCUCAGUGAUAUUUGUUGUUCUCUUCUCUGUUUACUUGUGAUAAAUGUUAUUUCACUGCUCCCUGUU